AAAAUUCUUUAUCUCACAUUCAUCUGGGUAGGCCUGCCGGAAAAAGCUAGUCUUUAAAGCUGUCUUAAAUUCAGAGAGAGAGAGAGAGAGAGUGUUAAUUUUACGAAUCUCCUCCUGCAGACCAUUCCACAAUCUGGGGGUGACAGAAGAAAAGGUCCUCUGGGUAACAGUUGUCAGCCUAGUUUUGGCUGACUGAAGUAAGUUCUCCCCAGAGGACCUGAGUGUGCUGGGCGGACUGUAUGGGAGAAGGCAAUCCUGCAGGUAACCUGGACCCAAACCAUGUAGGGCUUUAAAGGAGAAUCCUGUUCUGGAAUUUGUGAAGUCUGAAUAGGAUCUCACAUCUAGGAUCUAGCCUGGCUGUUUCAUAAGGACGGAUUUGCUAAGGUUAGCUCAAGAUGGGAGACCAGAGGCAACGUUCAUUGUCUACGUCUGGGGAAUCGUUGUACCAUGUUCUAGGACUGGACAAGAAUGCUACUUCAGAUGAUAUUAAAAAGUCAUACCGGAAACUUGCAUUAAAAUAUCACCCCGAUAAGAAUCCAGAUAAUCCAGAAGCUGCGGAUAAAUUUAAAGAGAUCAACAAUGCACAUGCAAUAUUGACUGAUGCUACAAAACGAAAUAUCUAUGAUAAGUAUGGCUCCUUGGGUCUGUAUGUAGCAGAACAGUUUGGAGAGGAAAAUGUGAACACGUACUUUGUGCUAUCCAGCUGGUGGGCAAAGGCGCUGUUUGUGUUCUGUGGGCUCAUAACAGGCUGCUACUGCUGCUGCUGUCUCUGCUGUUGCUGUAACUGUUGCUGUGGAAAGUGUAAACCAAAACCCCCUGAAGGAGAAGAGCAAGAAUACUAUGUCUCCCCUGAAGACUUGGAGGCACAGCUACAGUCAGAUGAGAGGGAGACCUCUGAUACACCUAUUGUGAUACAGCCAGCCUCAGCCACAGAGACGACCCAACUCACGGCAGACUCCCACACCAGCUACCAUACCGACGGAUUUAACUAAGCUAAGGAAGCGCUGUUAACUAGAAUGGAUAAGAAUAAAUAACAUGGCCAAUCCAGCACUAGAAUCAUGGACAUUAGAAAUAGAAUACGGGGAGGGGCGACACUCUGCCACAAUACGAGGGCAACCUCCAACCUGCUGAGAAUAUUUUGUAAUCCCUUCGCCUUUUGUCACCUUCAGUGUUGUAUCUUGAUGAUACAUUGGAAGUACUGUAGCAUGCAGUAUUUAAAGCAGUUUAGCUUCGGUCUUCUCUCUUUUUUUUUGGUUUUGUUUUGUUUCCUUUUUUUUAAGAAAAAAAAAUAGCAUGUGUGGAGUUUACGUUAUAAACGUCUUUGUGUUGUAAUGUAUUGAGGAGUUAUCACAAGGAGUGUGAUGGAUACAUUCUGCAUUUUAAGCAGUGACACCAGCCAAAACAACAACGACAAUGAGCAUUUUUCAAAGAGCGAUUAAACUCUUUCCCAGAAGCCACCAUAUUUCCAUACAGUUCAGCUACAAACAUUGCUUGGAAGGCUGCUGUUCAUCAUCCACUUGAUAGCAACUAAGAUUUCCAAUAAUUUCCCCACCUGCCCCUUCGCUCCUUACACCUGUGUCUCAACAGGCUUACCUUGAAAAAUGCUAAUGUUGCAAGGAAGGGAACUUGAAACAAAUCGCUGCUUUCUGGAAAUCUUCCCCUGUGUAUCUAUUUCUUUGUCGGACCAUAGUCUGACAGUCAGCUGCUUUAUACUUAAGAUAGUCUUGUGUAGGAAAGGGCCAAAAUGUGGGUUUUACUACAAAACCAGAUGUUACUUGAAUUAUCUCUCAGCGUUUUAAAUUUAAGUGCACACUAGUUUUGUUCGAAUUUAAUCAUUCCCCUGCACUAUUUAUAAUCAAAUAUUGCCAAUUUUUAAAUUGUGCAUGAACAUGAAAACCUGAAACUCAUGUAUGUUCUCAUUGUCUAGCUUGAAUGAAGUCUAAGUAAAUAAAUAGUCAAGAGCAAGUUUUAUAUUUCUGUUGUUUGAAUAUAUAUCGUUUUGAUAAUUUUCACAAGCAGCUCUUUUCAAAAAACAACAACCCACUAACGUAAGGGCCACUCUAGAAAGUAUGUGUUCUAGGUUUACACCUAAAGAUUACUUUUAACGUACAGUUUUAAAAAAAAUCUCUAGUGUGAAUGCAUUUAACACAUCUCAUACAGAUUCUCUCAUCAGGGAACUGGACUUGGCUGUAGCUUCCUGUUGGAUGUAAUACGCUUGGUGGCAAAGUUGGGUUUGCUGGUGUGUGAUAAAGAAAACAGACCUCAGUUGACCGUGGUUCGGCCGACAGAGCUCUGUACAUAGAGUUGAGAAUCUUGAAUUUGUUGCUGGAUUCAUUCGUGUAGUUGCCUCGAACAGGUUUGAUCUUUUCUCUGCCUCUGUUCUUUCUUUGUAAAAUGGGUAUGGUACAGACUGAACUGCCCUUACCAUUGUGCAGUGCCCACGUGAUUGCUAAAUGGCUGUCAAAGAACAAAGCACUUCUGUUUCCUUAUAUCUCUCCGAUGAAAUGUUUUGCACUUUUUCCCCUCUUUUAGAUAAUGUUCCUUUCAGUUGGGCUCUCUCUGCCCUUCCUCCCCCAUCAGUGAUAAAUUUAGAGUGAACACUCUCAAAGGGGUUCCCUCUCUGUGCUGAGGAGGGGAAAUCAUGAAUGGAAAUUUGUGUGUGUGCGUGUGUGAAUGUGAAUGCAGUGGGCGUUAUGAGAUUUUCUUAGAUAUCCCAGUAACAUUUACUAUCUAGUUCUGUUGCCAUUGCUUGUUCAGUGUCAUUUUAGAAAAUGUUAGAUCUAUUAAUAAAGGCAUCACCCAGGGGCACUCCAGACUUUUGGGACGGCGGCUGCUCGUUUUAUUUUUAUUUUGGGGGGAGCUCAGAGCACUUAUACCUUCCCUCCUGCCCUUUUAUAUCUUUUCUCUUACAAAUACUUGUAAGUCGCUGACGUUAGAUCUACACUUGCAGAAGGCUGUGGUGGUGGAGUGGACUGUACCAUUUCAGAUUGCAAAUGGGAGAUACCAGUUUGACUCCUACCCAGUGUGGGGUGGGGGUGCAGAACGGGUUAUUGCAAAUAGAAAGCUACCACAUCAGGGGCAGAGUUUUCUAGUGAAGCCCUUUGCGUAUUCUGCCGGUUUUCAAUUUUUAGGGAGUUUAUAACGUAAGAGGGCUUAAAAAUAUGUAUUUCCCCCUGCCUUCAGCCCCAUAUGGUAUAGUCAACUCUGCCAUCUCAGCAUUCUUUGAUCUCAUUCUGCAGCAUGUCUAGAUGAGGCCUGACUUCCUUUAAUUCUACAUCCCUUUUAGGGGUGCUUCUAUAUGGCCUUUCCCCUCACAGGCUGCUGGGCUUUCUCUGCAGGAAUCUGAUUAUUGCCCCUCACUAGACCUGAAAGGAAGUUUGAGGAGUAAAAAGGAAGCACUUUGAAAUCAUGUUAAACAUGUUGGGAUCAAACUUGUUUGAAAGCCAAGUAGGUCUUUCGUUCCUCCUCUGUCCCAAAGGUGUCCUCUUGGCCCAGGUAGAAGGCCAGUAUUUAACGUUUGAAGUACUAGCAUAGCACAAUAUUAACACUGAGUCGUCUAUUAUUAUUAUACUGUUAGUUUUUAGCUUACUACACCCUGAAUUCACUUGCAUGAAUCCACGUUAAUCUCUUCCAAACUUGCAUCUGUAUCAAAACGCAAGGAUGUUAUGCAUAGCCAGUGUUUUACUUAAUGUCCGGCCACUCUAGGGCGAAAAAUAUGUAUCUGGUCUAGAAAGCCCUGAGCUACCUUACUGGGCAUAAUCUUGAAUGUGGAGGAUAACUUUGUAAUGGCUAAUUAGCGCUUAAUAGAAGAUGGCAGAGUUCACUGUCUAAAAACUAGAUAUGAUAUCAACCCUGCCCCUCCUGUCAAGCUUCAGUCUUGUUUUUAACAUGAUGAUCACAUGAGAUCACAUGAGACUCUGAUACUAAGAAUCCAGAGUGUAACAUCUAGUGAAAAACUAGGGCCAUGAUAGGCAUUGACUUGUUUUUUUAUGUUAUUCUUCAUUAACUUUGUCCCCUACAAAAUUAUGCUUCCAAACCAGUUUGUUGCCAUUGACUUUAUUCUCUGGCAUUGUUAAUUGGCUUACAAAAUGCUCUUUUAAUGCAAUUUCAGGGCAUUUUCUCUUUUCCUUCUGCAUCUUCCACUCCUGAGUUUGUGUGAUAAUUUAAGGUUAGAUCAUAGGUUAAUCAGUUGAUGCUCUUGUGUAAUGAUUUCAUAAGCAUUCCAGUAGUUAUGUGGGGGUAGAUACAUAACAAGAUUUCUGACGGUAAUAUUGGCAGCCUGUAGAUUUUCAUGACAAUAACAUUUGUUCUAAAUAACCCUUAAUUACUUGGAUAAAGUGCCAGGAUGAAGGAACAUGAUAGGGUCUUAAACGCAGUCUCUAUUCCUAACUUUGUAACAGUAGACAUGGGAAGUUUGAGCUCUUUCACUGUCUAUGUGCUGAUAAUUUUUUUUACAAUAAAGCCAAGAUUCAAAUUCCUAAUAGUUCUAUCUUCUGCUCAAGACAGGCAAUAGUUUAUCAAAAAAUUGAAAGUGGCUUACUUCCCUUGGUGUGUGCACACGUCUUAAGUCCUCCUAUUGCAGCCUCUAGUUUAAUAAAGUUUAUGGGUUCUUGAAAGUAUACCAAAGCCAUUUUACAAAACGUGAAAGUUGGGGACUGUGAGAGUACACGCCAUGAGCAGUGAGUCUUUCAGACUGCCUUCAACUCUCUGAAAUACACACACACACACAAAGCAGGUUAUCCUUCAGUCUUUUUUUAGCAUUGUCAAAACCAGUGCCAACUGAAAUGAGCGUUGCAUGGUUUUGUGACAGGCAUAAAUAAUAUCCAAAGCCACCUCAAGCCCGGAAGCCGCACUUCGCUGUGCGUUGUGGCCAAAUCAAAUCCUAGCUCUGUGUCUUUGGCUAAAUUAAGCUUCCACGGACAUGAAUACGUGAGCUACAGACCACCCACCCACCUACAGCCACGUCCACCAAAAUGGAUACAGCUUCUUCGUUUAGAGGCUGCAAUGAGCUAGGUGAGAAUCAAGGCAGGGACAUAAAAUGGGUUUUAAAAAUUACAUGCAGAACGUUCCGUGCCAAUCCUUGUUAAAAUUGAAACACUGCGGCAUUAGUCUGCACUUAAACAUGUUGCCAGCACAUUAAAUUUGUGUUGUCAUUUUCCUUUAAGUGAUGCUAAAUUUCUCAAGCUUUUUCAUUUGUUGGCUGUUGUCACUCACAUAUUGCAUUCAGCUGUGUUAACAGGUGCUAUCUUAACCUCUGGUCAUACUGCCCAUUUUUUAAACCAGUUAUGCUGGUCAGGAGAGAACAACUUCUCAUGGUACAAAGAGUUUUAUGGGUCAUAGUUUUGAUUACCUGGGAUUUGGAAGAAAUGCAACUUGAGAAACAUAAUUGGUUUCCUAGACUUCCUAUUAAAUCAUGCUGCACCAUGAGAUUUUAUCUGAAAGAUUGCUACUUCAGCAUUGACCCCGCGCCCCAUCUACACCCCUUCCCUGAUACAGGAGUGUCCCCGGAAGGCUCUCCCAUGUCUGAAAAUGUAUCAUGGGAGUACUGGUUAGAUGUUACUGCCAACAAAAAGACAAAUCUUUCUCAGAACUAGUAACUGGCAUGUUAGUUUUUCAGACACCAAAGUGCAAAUAGUGCUGUGUCAGGGAAAAAAAACGUCACUUGGGAUUCAGUUUUAAAAUAUAUAUAUAUUCUAUUCCAGAGAAGUUUCACAUUCCCUCUGCCGUAGCUGCUGUUGAAGUGAUAGUGGGCCAGUUCACCUGGCACGACAGCCCACCGUGGCUUAAUUUAUCUGCGGGGGUUGUUGCAUUUGCACCAGGUGCCAUAUGUACAUGGUGCUCACGUCCACUUGGCUUGUCAUGCGAACUUGAUAGUGUGGUUUAUUGUGUUGUGCAACAACCCAGCAACAACCUAUGGAUUGUUUGCAGUGGCCCACUCCUCAAAAACCCAUGCCGUCCGAGAUUUCUUGACACGACAAGCCGUAGUAGUAAGGGCAAUUGGGCUGUUUGCAUCAGCAUGCGACCUGCACACAUGGCGGGGAAAAUAAACCACUGUGUCUUAUUUCUCCCACCGUGAUCGUGUGAACUCAGUCAUUCCUCAGUCUCUUUCUUCCUUGUAAUGUGAAGUUCCUUUCCUGUUCUCCCCUGACUCCAAAAAGCUAGAAAAUAGUUUGGAGCAAUGAAUGAGAAAAAUGCAGCCAUCCUUUGUAUAGCGCUAAGGGGCAUUGUGCCUAUGAAUGUUAAAUAAAGUUCAUAGGAAAUAUAUGUAAGAAGCUGUCGUGUUUUAUCUCUGUCUAUAUCUAUCCUUCUGUAAACACUCAUUUGUGCAUAGAUUUUUUUUUCAAUUUCUGAUGUUUCCCAUGUUUUUUUUAGCAUAGUAUUUUUUUUAAAAAGCUGCUUUAUAUAACAGCACUCAUAUCGGUUAAUAAAAUGUGAUACCCCAUGAAGUUUCAGUGUUCAGUAACAUAUAAUGAGAGACUUCCAAGAAUUUAUUCAAAGGGAAGAUAUUCCCAUGAUGCUAACAAGGAGACGCACAGCUCACGCAGCGGUGUUGUAGUGGAUCUGCAGUGAAUAACCCAUCUCUUGCGAUUGAUCUCAUCUGUAGUAUAGGUAGAUUUGGGAACCUGUUUUCUGGCCUGUUUUUAAGGUUCGACUGCAACAAUCAUGUUUCCCGCAAGCACUUUGGGGUUUCGCACAGCAAAUAUACUCAAAGAAUGGACAACAAAACCAUGUCCUUAAAUAAUGCAAGAGAGAACUCCAAUGAGAACUCUUAGAGCAAGGUUCGUCAUCCAUGUCCUAAAGAGAAAAUACAGAAGUUAGCAAAAUCCUAGAGGCAUUGAGUUGUUCUUGGCAGGGUUAUGGCUUGUAUGGAUUGGUGUAAAAAAGUUGAGGGGUGGGUGAGUUCUGAAACAAUUUGCCAAUAUUAGGGGCGUGAUGAGUGGAGAAGCCUCCAGGCUACUUCUGGAGGUAAUCAGUCCAGCGAGAUGGAGCUCAAUGUAGCAUCGUACGACAGGUGUGCUGGAUUGCUGUGGUUCUUGUCUGGUGGUAAUUUGGCUUUGAUCUUUCAGCCAGAAAAAGAGGGAGAAAACAGCCCAACAUCGCUGUCCACCAACCCCAGUCUGAAACUCCCUUUUUUUAAAUCUGCGUGAAGGCAGUGAGGUGUUGAUGGAGGUAGCAGAUCAGAGUUUCAGGGUCAAAUAGAACACGGAGACAUUGGGGGACAUUUAGGCUGUUUUUGUUAACAGGGAAAUGUCCUUUAAACUUGCAUGGAUUUUUGCUGGAAGAAUUGACCUUCCCCUUCACAGUGACAGUAGGGAAGGUUGAAGUUUACAUUCUUUUCUCUCCCCCCCCACCCGCCCCCCAAUGCCAUUAUCUAAUAUAUAGCACUUUGUGUGUGUGUGGGGGGGUGUAUUUUGCUGAAGGCAAUCACCACAAUGGUUUAUCCGUAUAGUGUAGGUCAUGCAGCUUGUUUCAAUUUCGAUGCUUUCGUUUCUGUAUGUCGGUGUGUUGUAGGCCCAUGGGUGUGUGUGUGUCAAUGAAAUAAACCUGGAGAUCUGGCAAUUUGCAAAAGCUUUAGGUGUUGCAUUUUCCUCGUUGGGUGUGUGCGUGUCGCAUCCUUCAGCAGCCGCUAUUCCAUUCAUUCUCGUAUCAUCUCCGCCUCCUGCCCCUGCUUUUAUUGGGGAAUGUGGUGUGUGUGUGUUUUGGCUUUUUUAAAAAAAAAAAACAAUUAGCUAUCACUCGAUUCAAGGCAGUCUCAUAUGAGUAAGAAGUUAGGAUGAACUGAGGCACGGCAUCUGUCCAGUGCUUUUCUUUUCGUUCCAAGCCCCACUGAAAUGAACCAAGGCUGUAGUAUAGGUAGAUUUGGUAGAAAAUCUAGUAGAUUUUCUACUAGAUUUCAUUGUGGCCUCUUCUGAAGUCUGUGUGACCUGAAGAUGUAACAAGAGUCUCAUUUUGCCCCUUGUACUUGCGGGAUGAGAGAAGGGAAAACCCAAAUGUGUUUAAAAAAAAAAAAAGUUGUAAAAAAACAAAACAAUCAAAGUAUAAAUGCAUUUGAAAAGCAAUGAUAUAUAAAUAUAUAUAUACAUAGACUAUAUAUAUAUAUUUUGUUAUGUUACUUAUAGGAUCAUCCUUUAAAUUGUAUGUAAGUAGCCGUGGCUGUCUGAACUUCGUGAAUUGUUAACACUCGCAAGUAAUGAGCUCCUGUACAUACCUACAGUUCAUGCAGAAAGGAAUUAUUUUAUGUUUUAGCAUGGUAAUUUAUGUAUUGUAUGUCUGAAUAGGAACUUAAAAAUAAAAAAAAUAAAGACUGCUAAAUUAUCAGAAACCAAGGUUGUAAAAUAAAUGUUUUCAAGGCAAACAACAACAAAAAA
Messenger RNA from Elgaria multicarinata webbii, 8369 nucleotides. It is a transcript of the gene DNAJC5, whose product is annotated as DnaJ heat shock protein family (Hsp40) member C5. Lineage: Eukaryota; Metazoa; Chordata; Lepidosauria; Squamata; Anguidae. The transcript has 6 exons. Gene Ontology annotation, cellular component: presynapse; intracellular membrane-bounded organelle; membrane. Gene Ontology annotation, biological process: regulation of synaptic vesicle cycle. The record is from RefSeq and is a predicted model, not a curated record. The coding region runs from base 396 to 992 and encodes 198 amino acids.